Carassius auratus (goldfish) is the source of this 3447-nucleotide messenger RNA. Its product is annotated as probable G-protein coupled receptor 160. Lineage: Eukaryota; Metazoa; Chordata; Actinopteri; Cypriniformes; Cyprinidae. The transcript has 2 exons. Bases 291 to 1337 code for a protein of 348 amino acids. Gene Ontology annotation, cellular component: signaling receptor complex; plasma membrane. The record is from RefSeq and is a predicted model, not a curated record.
UGUAAAUAGCAAAAGCAGACAUGAGCGCAGCAGAAAAGGCAAUACAAUCUGCAAUAAUUGCUUUUAAAAAGCGCUACGGUUACAUCAGUCCACAAAAGUCAGGAUCGCCUAGCAUUGUCUAGGAAAACCAAGUAUUUACAGGUGAAGGGGUGUGGUUUCAAGAAUGUGCUCCGACAGAGUCAUUUCCUCACCAGACACGACUCGGUUACAAAUACGCUUGACACUCAUGGAACUCAUGACUGUGUAUCAGGAUCACAACAUCUACAAUUGCAUCUGAGUAAACAGAUCAAAUGUUGAACCAGCACUCAUCGGAGACCAUGAUGGCCGUCAUCUGGACCCCGGGAAUAAACGAGAACAAUCCCCAUGAUGAGACCCUGCAGUACCUGCUCAUUCUGUGCUCCAAAGUAACUCUGAACACAAUUGUUCUGACUUUCUGGAGGCACAGCAUUCUCAAGUCACUCCUGGGGAUCUGCAGUGUCUCUAUGUACGUGGCAGACAUGCUGCUGCUCAGUGCUGUCACCAGCGUGUGGCUCGUCAAAGAAAACCUUCCCACCUCUACCUCGAUGUGCUUCAUCCUGGCUCAUGGAUCGACUGUCUACGCCCUGCUUCCUCUACCCAUACUCAUUGCUGGGGCAUUUGACUAUGGCAGUUACCCAUACCAAGAAGUUAACUUAAGCUCUCAGCGCAGGGCUGUAAGUUACUGCAUUGUGGUAGUGCUUAUGUGGACAUUAGCGUGCGGUUACACCUACAACUACACGGACACACAACCUAUGGAGAUUUACAAAGACAACGUCAGACUCCUGGUGUGUCGUGUUCAUGGAUCUAGUGUAGCGUUUCAAUUUAGUAUGCAGGUAUCGAUUGCAGUGGUUCUUAUAUUACUGCUUUAUUUUAAGAAGAUGAUUGGUUGGAUCAGAAGAGCCAAUAAACUGGCAGCGAAAGAUCAAAACUUCCUGAACAGACAGGAUGGGGGAUGUGGAAAUUCUGAAGUUGAAGAAAAUUCCACUCCUCUAUUUGUCAGUCUGACUCUAGGUUUUGCAUCGAACUGGAUGCCCUACCUGUUGAUGUGUUUGGCAUGUGCCUUGAUGGGCUUUGUGGUGCCAGCUUAUGCCAGUGUCAAUCUUCUGUGGAUGGCCUGCGCCAACAGUGUACUAGUUGGCAUUGCCUUUUGGUUUAGGAGUGAUGGGAGUGGACCUUUAGGAAAAUUUCCAGAUGACACUUGUUUGUGGAAAAACUACUGGCACUUGAGCAAAGGAACUUCACCAACCGUGGACGCAAAGCUUACCAAAAGAUUAUACAUAAUUGUUCACAAGCCUGCUAUGACUUCUCAAGAGAUCUAGCCUAAAAUGUUUAAAUGCUGGCAUGAUACUCUGUCUUGCAAUCAUACAUGUUAUAAGCAAGUUCAAAUCUAUAGUAGUGUUGUCAAAAGUCCAGAGUCUACCGACUGAGAUACAUUUGAAAUCUUAAAAACACUAAGGUUUGAGCGCUGUUGAGCAGAUUCUUAAACAGAAUUGAUUGGUCAUUGUUUUCAUGUGCUCAACAGAUACGCCUGUGAUUGGCUUCAGAUCCAUUUAUGUGCAGAAAUAUUAGGGAUCCGCUGAUGGAUCCAUAUUAAAAAUUUCAGUACCGAAUGGUAUCGCAUUCGAAUGGAAGAGCAUUAAGUGAUGAGCAUUGAAGCCAAUCACAAAUGUUGAGCACGUGAAAACAAUGGCCAAUCAGCACUGUUUAGGAAUCUGUUUAACAUGCUUUUGUAUUACAAACAUUUUGAGUUCCUAGAAGUCACAAUGAGAGACAGAUAUAUAUAUAUAUUGUGAUUUACCUCUGAGUGUAACAUAAUUACUGGGGAAAAAUUUAUAAUGAAGACUUGCUUUUAUACAAUGAUUGAAUUUUGAUGUGGGUGUUCACUCAAAAAUGAGUGAAUGGUUUAUUUAAUAAGACCAAAUGAUUGGAGAUGUCGGGCAUACAUCACCAAAGAGAAGUCAUUUUGAUUAAACAUUAUGACUAGGUGAAAGAAGUAAAAAAAAAAAAAAAUUAAACAUUUGAAACAAACAUGGCUCAGUCACAGUAAGAUCUAUGCAAAAUACUUGGUGCUACAUUCACAUGUUGCGCCUAAAAUUGCAUGGAAAACGCUAGAUGCUUUCUGCUUUUUCCCCAAAGAGUUCAGGCACCUGCUGUUGCUAACCAAUCACGACCAGCGCUCUUCAUGAAGAUGCUUAAAGUUUCAGCCAAGGAAAAAUGAUUUGCAGCAAUAAAAAUCGCUUGCAGUAGGUCUGCUAUUAAAUUUAUUUAAAAAUGGCUAUCACUGUACAGCUAUGAUCAGCUGUUUCUUCAUUUUGGCUGAGCUUUCAAUGCUGUUACGGGAAAGGAUGAAGCUGAUUGGUUAGUUCUUGUCACAUGACCCGCGUUGCGCUUGCAGCAUUAUGAAAAGUAGAACGGUUUUUAUCUCAAUGCAGUGCGGAAAUAAUGAGCGCAUCGCACAGCAUUGCUUCCAUUAUGAGUGCAUUCGAAAUAACGAGCCUGAGCGAGCAAAAAGAUGCAAUAUGUGAAUGGCCCCUAAUUCUUAGCCACUAUCACAAGUAAACUUACCAACGGAUGCAAUACCAGAAUUAACUGCUAUAAGCUGAAAAAAAACUAAACAAAAUCCAACAUGCCAAAUAUAUCAAGAUAAAUGUCUAAAAUUCUUACAUUUCAUUCCACAGAAAAAAAGCAUAAAUAAAACAACUGACAAUUUUUUUAUAUUUGUGAGUUACGUUUGUUUGUAGGGCAUGUUCACACCGAGCGAUAACGAUAACUAUAUCUACAAUGAUUACUAUAUUUGUGUCCACACCAGUGAAUGACAAUGGUCUGUUUAUUGUAAGCUUGUGCGCUGAGUUUCAAAGCAAUGGAAGUGGAUGUAGGUGACCUGCUGCUAAUUACGUUUCACAAAGAAGGAAGAACAGAUGCUUUGGGGUUUUCAGUUUUUGCUGUUCUUGAUCUAUGUUUCGAGUACAACAGUGAAUGUAGCAAAUGUAAUCUAUCUGAUCUGUAACAGGGAAUUUAGCUUAUGCAGUCAAUGUAAGGAAAUAUAAACAAUACAUAUUGGGAAACAAUAUGCUGUCUUUUCUACUGCAACUUUAAAUGGGUCAUCGGAUGCACAUUUUCCACAAGCUGAUAUGAUUCUUUAGGGUCUUAAUGAAAAGUCUAACAUACUUUGGUUAAAAUUUCUCAAUUGUAGUGUAAAAAACAUACAUGCAUAGCAAAUAUGUUCACUGAAUUACUAAUAAACCUAACAGUCUGCCUUUAGUCACAUCCCCAUAGCAGGAAUCAGUUUCCAGAAGAGAUAAGAUGUGCUAAUACAUUAGCCACAUUUAAAUUUAGACUUUAGCUGUGCAUUUAUUGAAUGAGCACUGUGCAAUGUCCGAACUAAUUACACUGUGUUUUACGUAUUCACUGUAUGUUAUGUAAAAUCAU